AUGAAGCUUGCUCCGCAGGCAUUUCUUCUAGGGAUCUUCAUCUUCUGCUCACUGACUACCCCAUUAUUGGGCGGUAUGAAAGCAAUUCUUGAGAGCAUAUGUGGAGAACUCAAAGAUCCCUGCAGAUUGGAUGUGGAAUAUGGAAGCUGUUAUGAGGCGCAUUUUAGAUAUUUCUACAACAGAACUUCCAAAAGAUGUGAAUUUUUUUUGUACUCUGGCUGUGAUGGCAACCUUAACAACUUCCAGCUUAAAAUAGAAUGUGAUGUAGCCUGUGUUGAAGAAUACAAAAAAAAGUAA
Messenger RNA from Lepus europaeus (European hare), 297 nucleotides. RefSeq names its product kunitz-type protease inhibitor 4-like. NCBI's taxonomy places the organism in Eukaryota, Metazoa, Chordata, Mammalia, Lagomorpha, Leporidae. Gene Ontology annotation, molecular function: serine-type endopeptidase inhibitor activity. The coding region runs from base 1 to 297 and encodes 98 amino acids. The record is from RefSeq and is a predicted model, not a curated record. The transcript is spliced from 2 exons.